AAUUAUAUAUUUCGGGAAAAAAAAAAAUGAAUGUAAUGUAUUUUACCAUCCAUAAAGUUUAAGGGGUCAACGUGUAAUUUAUUAGAAAAAGAAACCCAAAAAGUAAAAAAAUAUUAUCAAAUUAACAAAACAUCAUUUGAUUUAAAAUAUAGCCGUUGGUAACCACAACGGCUAGUUUUCUGAUGCCUGUCAAAAUCAGGUACUUUUAAAGCCUCCGUUCAACUCUUCUAACAGUUCACUGAUUGAUAGUUUAUUUCACUCCAUUUCUCGCUAAGCUUCUUUCCCAACCCACUUCCCAUCUUCUUUCCAAUCUGAUAUUUUGAAUUUCCAUUUUGAUCUCUCUCUCUCUCUCUCUCUCUACACACACAUAUAUCUGAACUUCUGAAUUCAAAAGAUGAAUGAUCUGAUGACAAAAUCAUUCAUCAGCUACGUGGAUCUAAAGAAAGAGGCCAUGAAAGAUCUCGAAGCUGGUCCCGAUCUAGAGAUGGCGGCGACAACCCAGAUGGACAAUAACCUGAGCGCAUUCUUGGAGGAGGCCGAGAAGGUGAAGAAGGAGAUGGGGUCAAUCCGAGACAUCUUGGGCCGUCUACACCAAGCCAACGAAGAGAGCAAGUCGUUGCACAAGCCAGAUUCCCUAAAAUCGCUGCGCAGUCGCAUCAAUGCCGACGUAUUGGCCGUGCUGAAGAAGGCCAGGACCAUCAGGUCCCAGCUGGAAGACAUGGACCGUGCCAAUGCCGUGAGCAGGCGCCUCUCCGGCUGCAAAGAAGGCACUCCAAUUGACCGGACUAGGUCAGCCGUCACCAAUGGGCUCAGGAAUAAGCUCAAGGAGCUUAUGAUGGAAUUUCAGGGGCUGAGACAGAGGAUGAUGUCAGAGUAUAAUGAGACCGUUAGGAGGAGGUACUUCACUGUCACCGGAGAGUACCCGGACGAGGAGGUGAUUGAGAAGAUUAUCUCCAAUGAUGGAGGCCAAGGAGGAGAGGAGUUCCUGUCCAGAGCCAUACAGGAGCAUGGGAGGGGGAAGGUGCUAGAGACAGUGGUGGAGAUACAGGACAGGCACGACGCGGCCAAGGAGAUAGAGAAGACUCUGCUGGAACUGCACCAGGUGUUCUUGGACAUGGCGGUGAUGGUGGAGGCGCAGGGCGAGCAGAUGGACAACAUCCAGCACCAUGUGAUGAACGCCGCGCAGUAUGUCAAUGAUGGGACUAAGAACCUUAAGACUGCGAAAGGCUACCAGAAGAGCAGCCGGAAGUGUAUGUGUAUUGGGAUAAUACUUCUCCUCAUACUUGUUCUUGUAAUCAUCAUCCCCAUUGCCACCAGUUUCAGUAACUCCUAAAUUUCAAUCAUCAGUAAUUGGUAUUCAAUUCCUGUCUGUAUUCUUUUAAUUUUUUUUUUCCUUCACGCUCGUGAUAUGUACGCUAUGGAAGUGUGCUUGAGGGAAAUGGUCCCUGUUUUGGGACUGAUAUAUAGUGAGAGUGUGUGCAAAUGAGUGUUGUAAUGCUUGGUGUAAGUUCUUUCAAAGAUGGUUUUCCUCAAAUACAAUGUUCUAAUUGUUAAUCCCAA
This is a messenger RNA of Cornus florida, 1560 nucleotides long. RefSeq names its product syntaxin-related protein KNOLLE. Gene Ontology annotation, molecular function: SNARE binding; SNAP receptor activity. The coding region runs from base 395 to 1333 and encodes 312 amino acids. Gene Ontology annotation, cellular component: endomembrane system; plasma membrane; SNARE complex. The record is from RefSeq and is a predicted model, not a curated record. The transcript is spliced from 2 exons. NCBI's taxonomy places the organism in Eukaryota, Viridiplantae, Streptophyta, Magnoliopsida, Cornales, Cornaceae. Gene Ontology annotation, biological process: vesicle fusion; exocytosis; intracellular protein transport.